This is a messenger RNA of Oryzias melastigma (Indian medaka), 1438 nucleotides long. RefSeq lists its product as uncharacterized. The coding region runs from base 1 to 1290 and encodes 429 amino acids. The record is from RefSeq and is a predicted model, not a curated record. Gene Ontology annotation, molecular function: transmembrane signaling receptor activity. Gene Ontology annotation, biological process: cell surface receptor signaling pathway. Lineage: Eukaryota; Metazoa; Chordata; Actinopteri; Beloniformes; Adrianichthyidae. The transcript has 12 exons.
AUGAGAGUGUCUCCUCGGUGGUUGAGUCCUGGAUCCUCAGUGACUCUGAGCUGUGAGGUUGAACAUGAGUCUGCAGGAUGGAGCUUCUACUGGUAUAAAGCUGUUCCUGAUCUAUCACACAAGUCUGGCUCUUACAGCUAUGAGCUGCUGCCUGCUAGCUCCAAAGGGACUGCAGACAACUCCUACAUCAUUCAUGGACAGACACACACAGCAGGAUAUGUGUGCAGAGCUGGAAGAGGAGAGCCACACGUCUACACUCUUUACAGUCAACCUCACUUUGUCUGGUCUGGAGAUCUUCAUCCAUCAGCGUCUCUCUCAGUGAGUCCUGACAGAGUCCAACACUUCACCUCUGACUCUGUCUCUCUGACCUGUGAGGGAAACUCUGCUGAGUGGAGAGUCGGCAGCUUUCUGCUUCCUGACUUGCUGUCAUUCUGUUCUGACUGGGGAACAAUGAAUGGAUCAACAUGUCAUGUUCAGAAGAUCCAGUCCAGUAAUGCAGUGUUCUGGUGUGAGUCUGGAUCAGCAUUCAGCAACGCAGUCAACAUCACUGGACACAAUGAUGAUCUGAUCCUGCUGAGUCCUGUCCAUCCUGUGACUGAGGGACAUUCUGUUACUCUUGGCUGCAAGUGGAGGACAGAAAAUCUUCUUUCUAAAGAGUUUUUCUAUCAGAAUGACACAUUAAUCCAAAGUGAGAGCAGAGUGGAGAUGAUCAUCCCUGCAGUGUCAAAGUCACAUGAAGGCUUCUACAAGUGUCAAUCCUCAGGAAAAGAAUCUCCACAGAGCUGGUUAGCAGUCAAAUGUUCACCCAGACCUGACAGCUCAUUAUUUCUUGUGUUAGUUGUUGCUCUAACUUCUGUCAUUUUGGUAAUUUGUGUAUUUAUGAAGUGGUGUCUCUGUAAAAAAUUAAGAGAUUUAGACACAAGAAGCAGGUCUCAAGUCUACAACCAGACCACUGCUACAGACUACAAUGAAGCUCAGCACAUAAAUGACAUCGUUCUUAUCCAUGGUGGUCCUUCUUUGUAUGCAUCCCACAAAGGUCUUGAAGAGAUUCGAAAUGAUCCAGAAGAUGAAAACACGGGUGAAUCCAGAAUGAUUACAUAUUCUUCAAUCAAGCUUAAAACCUUCACCAAGAAAAAAAAGAGACAGAAACCAAGUGAGAACUCAGUUUACUCUGAUGUGAAGACAGGAGCGUCUGCAGAUGUCAGUCAGCUGUAUGCAGAGGUGAAGAAGAAAAACAAAGGUAAAUCAUCUCAUUCAGUUGAUGAGAUGAUUUAUUCUGAAGUUCAAUAAAGAUCAACACUUGAUCCAUAGAACCAGCUGCAUCUAACAAUGUGAUGGAGCAAAUGUCUCACCUGUAGGUGGCGCUGCUAAGGGCAGCUGCAUGUUUGCUGGGCUCCAAAUAUUUUCCCUCUUUUUUAGUUUAAUUUGAGUAUUUUAA